AUGAAAUAAUAAACACUCUGUGCUACCAAAUGUAUUGGCCAAUUAAAAUUAAGAACACAACUUGUUAUUAUAGUUUCUAUACAAGUGGUAAUAAUUGUGUCCUAUGUUCUUGCGCUCAAUUUGAUUCACCAUUCUCUCCUCCUUAAUUACCUCUCGGAGGUGUCAGAUUACCUAUUCGAACAAAAUUCAGAUCAUUUGCUAUCCAACAUGAUGAGAGAGUACUACGAGCAUUUUAAUCAGGUCUUCAAUUUAAGUAAACCCCUUGUUAAUAUUUUAGAUGGCAAUGCUUUGGUUUCAUUCCAUAGAUUGUAUCAUACAUCCAAAAAUCAAGUGCUACUCCAUCCUCUAGAAAUCAAUCCCAUCUAUUAAAUGAAAUACGGAGGUACAACCAAAAUCCCAGACCCACUCAGAAUCAUCAAGGGAUAUGGCAACUAUGAUAUUUCCUAUUCUUUUAUGUGUUAUUCUAAUCUUUCAUCCUACAACCAGCCGAAAACAAUAGAAGAAAUAGUGGGAAUCAAAUUACAAGAACAGCUCCAGGCAGCCGCAUAAAUUUUUUAUCAAGGAAAUUUAAUUAAUUAGUCCUUCUUAUACUCUUACAUCAUCAAAGAAAAGAUCAACUCCAUAUACCCAUGUCUAAACCGAGAUAAAGCAAUUUAUCAAUACGUGGCCGAAAAUCGCGAUUGGUACAUCGAAUUAAAAAGAAAUUAUUAAAUACAAUUACACAUUCACUCAACCAUAUUUAUGUAUCAAUUUCCUCCUUAAAUUUGCAUAGUGUACACCGACAAAAAGAUUGGACUUUCCAUGACACUCCCAAUUGUGGAUCAAGAAUUAAAGUUGAUUGGCGGAGUAGUCUCCAACUUUUUGGGCUCUUAAAUAAUAGAAAUGCUCAAAGUGAACUCCUUUGGGUUUCAAAUAAUUUAUCUUGUAUCAGAAAAAGGCGUUAUGAUUAUGCAUCCUUACAAAGUGACUGUAGAAUAACUGCCUCUUUACAUAUACAAUGAAAGCAUCACUGGAUUCAAUCAGACAGACUGGGAAUAUAUCUAAAAUUUAAAUAAUGAAUCUACAUGUCCUUAAUUUGUUGAAAUUUCAUCGUUCCUUCGAUGCAGAUUCAACUCUUAUUAUAAACAAGAAAUGAUUAUAGGCACAAGGGAGUUUCCGUAAUUUAAGAUGAAGCUCAUUAUGUUGCUGAGUAGUUAAGAGUACUUGAAAUUUUAUGACGAUUUCCGAUCAACUUUAGAGUAACAGUUGCAUAAAACAACUACUAGUCAUAUAAUUUGGCUAUUUGCCUUAUUUGUAGCUCUUUGCUUUAUGAUUGUUGUGGUUACAUAAAUAUUGUUUAAUCCAAUUGAUAUAAUAAAAUAAUAAGCCAUACAUUUAAUCAUUUAGCAAAGAAAAAGGAGAUAGUAAAUCUCAUAAUUAGCAGAGGUUCUAAUGAGUGAUGAAAUAUCAUCCUUGGUUCAGGCCUAUCAGAUUGUGAUAAAUAAGUUGGAGUCAUUGUCAUUAACAAAAACUAGUCUCUGCAAAUAGAUUGAAGACAUCUAAUACCCGACGAAGCAGCCCUCCGCCACUCAAUCGGAAAAUAGGCAAAGCAUUUAAGAAACCAAAAAGUUUCAAGCCUUAAAAUUUCAAUAUUUAAAAGAUCUUGGUACCAAUUAGUAAUUUGAACGUGCUGCAAUUUCAAUUAUUAGAACUGUGCUUAAUCAAAAAAAUACUAAUUUCCUCUUAUAUUGA
This is a messenger RNA of Paramecium tetraurelia, 1731 nucleotides long. RefSeq lists its product as uncharacterized. The record is from RefSeq and is a predicted model, not a curated record. Lineage: Eukaryota; Ciliophora; Oligohymenophorea; Peniculida; Parameciidae. The transcript has 3 exons.